AUGUCCUCACGUUCAAGUCCAACGGUGUCCAACUCAACAUCACUCAGCGACGGCCACAUCAGUGAUAAAAAUAAGCUUACUAAAACGGAGGAUUUAAUUGAUGAAAGAGACAGAAAAUUAACCGAACUCUACUGCGUAUCCCGCCUGAACCAGCUGCUAGAAUUGACGGAUGAGAACAAACUCCGGAAGGAAAUAGAUGGGUUUCUGAAGAAAAAUGACAUACGAAGGGGUAUAAGGUUUGAUGACGCAUCACUGCCGAAAUUUUUACAUUCAGCUAUGACUCCCACAGCAAAGAAGAAAUCUAAGGAGGCAAAUCUGAUAAGUAUAUCUAACCAGACACUAUCCGAUUCGAAAAUAGGUAAAGAACCACUAGGUAGUAGCGAAAAGAUAUCGGUCAAAUCAGAGAAUCAUUUUAUAACAAACCACGAUAAUUCAAUUCGUGAAAAUAUGAUGAAAACUUUAACGCCAGUUGAAAAGGCAGGAGGUACGUGGAACAAAAGGCCACUUGAGUCAACCAUGGGAAGCGAAGAACAGCGGCAUGAGAAAAGGCAGAAGAUGCAAUCCCAAUCUUUGGAAUCCUCUAAUAAUUCAGAAAUAACUUCACUACCUAUUUCUCCACGUCCACCAGUGCCUGAUGCAUUAGCGCAUUAUACUUAUUAUGAGGACAUCGAAUACCCACCAGCAGAUCCCACUACGGUGCAGCCUGCAAUGAGAUUUAGGGAUCCAUUGAUAAAGAACAUUAUGGAAAAAGGGAUAGAGACAUCAGAUCACUAUAACGAGAACAAUGUUGACGCAUCGGAGACCCUUUUUUUAUUAAUGAACGAUUACAUUCCCUCAAAAAUACCCCAGGCUUUGCCCUUAGCAGAAUUGAAGUACAUGUCACAAACCCUGCCUCUUAUUAAUCUAAUACCGAGGGCUCACAAAGCUUUAACCACUAAUAUUAUAAAUAAUGCCCUAAACGAGGCCAGGAUUACUGUUGUUGGCUCACGAAUAGAAGAACUAAGAAGACUUGGAUUGUGGUCUUUAAGGCAACCUAAGAGAUUCAUUGAUCCAUGGAAACAACAUAAUACGCAUCAAAACACACUUUUGGAAGAAGCCAAAUGGAUGCAAGCUGAUUUCAAAGAGGGUCAUAAAUAUAAAGUGGCUACCUGUACCGCAAUAGCGCAGGCAAUGAGGGAUUACUGGAUUUAUGGGGAAAUAUGCUGCGUAAAACGUAAAAUAGUUCUGACCAGCAAGGAAGAUACAUUAUUGAGCGACGGGCGCGUAUCUGAAAAGUCUGUUAGACCGUCGGAUAUUUCAACAAACGAUUCCGACAUUAACAUAGCUGGCAAGGAUGAUACUGAGGCCGCUAUAAACGUUGAUAAUACUACAACAAAAGAGUCUGCUGCUGCUACCAACUAUAGAAAUGGAAAUGGUAACAAUGAACCAAGACCUAGGAGUAAGCUUGAUUUUGUAGAUGGUUGUCUAGCUCAAAAAGCCGCUAAUUAUCAAGCCGUGCCUUCUAUUGACACCAAGUUACUUUUUAAAAAGCCAUCUUCCUCGAGCGAAAUUGUGUGUAUACAACAUGAUGUAGCUGCAUCAUCAGCAUUGAUUGGAACCGAAGAAUCAGAGAAAGAUCUAGCUCCCCCAUUUAAGCUUGCAAUCUUUGUUGACGAACUCAGCGCUUUUGAGAAAACAUUGGUACAGGAUUUACCCAUAUAUAGUGGUAUUAUUGAGGAACAGCCAAAAGGUGACGAUUCUUUACCAUUCAUUCCAAUUUCUAAAUCGGUUGUGUCAUUGGAUGAUAACGGCUUUUAUAAGUUGCUUGAGCGUCAAUUGAUUGACGAAGAACCAUCAAUAUCGCAGUUGAGCAAAAGACGUGGUAUGUUCUAUGGUAAUAGAAGAAAUCAUUAUUUAAGACCUCCAGCAGUACCUUCCUUGCGCUAUCUUCAAAACAGAACACCCACUAUAUGGUUAUCCGAGGAUGAUCAGGAACUGGUCAAGAAUAUUAACACAUAUGGUUACAACUGGGAAUUGAUUAGUGCACAUAUGACUCAUCGUCUCACAUAUUCUUAUUUAUCGAAUAUUGAACGUAGAACACCAUGGCAAUGUUUUGAGCGCUUUGUACAACUAAAUGAACGAUUUAAUUUUAGUGACCUCAAGGGUCCUAGAGCACAUAGUGCCCAACAGUGGUUGAUCGAAGCCCAUAAAUUUCAACAAAGACAGAAUAGAAGAAUAUCACCCUUAGGUGUAAAUACGGAAUCCAUACAAAGAGGUCAUAGAAGACUACGUUGGGCUAGCAUGUUUGAGGCCAUUAGAAAGUGUAUGAAAAAAAGAGAAAAUACACCGCGUCCCAAUCCAACCCAACCGAGGAAACCUUUAGACUGUAAAAAUAUGAAGGUUCCUACUCCAGCGGAAAUGUCGCUUUUAAAGGCACAAAGAGAUGAGGCGUUGAGAAGGGAUAUUCAAUUGAGAAGGACAGUGAAAAACAGGUUGCAACAGAGACAACAACAAAGUCAGCAGGCCCAUUCAUCCAGAGCUCAGAGUCCAGUACCUUCAAACGGCAAGUCUUCAAAUUUGGCUAGGGGUGGGCAAGCGUCGACUCUAAGACCAAGCCAGAAGCAGUAUACUGAGCAAGAUAUCAUUGAAAGCUACUCGAGAAAGUUGUUGGAGCAAAAACCCGAUAUUGGUCCUGAGAUGGCUCUGAAGGCGGCAAAAAACUACUAUAGAACCUUGAAAGAGCAACAGCAACAGCUAAAGCAGCACCAGAUACAACAGCAAAGGUUGCAGCUACAAGAGGACUCCAGCCAGGUGCAACACCUGCAGCAACUACAAACAGGAUCGCAGGCUCCACCGCCAAAAGCAUCUCCAUCUCAAUCUUCUCUUUCCAAUCUUUCUAACAUUAAUUCUGCUUCAAGGAUAAAGUCACCGACUCCACAGGAGAUUUUGCAAAGGUUUCAGAAACAGUGA
This is a messenger RNA of Saccharomyces paradoxus, 2949 nucleotides long. It is a transcript of the gene EAF1, whose product is annotated as Eaf1p. Bases 1 to 2949 code for a protein of 982 amino acids. The transcript has a single exon. The record is from RefSeq and is a predicted model, not a curated record. NCBI's taxonomy places the organism in Eukaryota, Fungi, Ascomycota, Saccharomycetes, Saccharomycetales, Saccharomycetaceae.